Haemonchus placei is the source of this 1086-nucleotide messenger RNA. Lineage: Eukaryota; Metazoa; Nematoda; Chromadorea; Rhabditida; Trichostrongylidae. The record is from the annotation of a GenBank genome assembly.
AUGGAGCAAAAAUCAAGACUUGAUCCCAAUCUGACUGCAAGGAAUCUCCUAUCAAUUCAACGUAUCGACCCUUGUGCUGUCGCAAUCCUUGACAAAACUACACAUGCUGCCAAAUACAAUUUCGAUGUGGUUGCGAAGGCAUGGACGAAAACAAAUAUCGAAGGAGCGUUGUUUAUUAUACAGAGAGCUGAUAAACCUUAUUACAGCAUGAUCAUUGCUAAUCGCCAAUCGUUGGAUGACAUGGUGGAGCCUGUGAACCCUCUUACGAAAAUGAACAACGAAGGCCACUAUCUGUUCUUCUGUAAGCCUGACAAUCAGAUUUAUGGCUUGUGGUUCUUUUCCACUGAAGACUGCACACGGAUGUAUAACCUACUCAAGAAACUUCAAGAAGACAUUAGGGCCGGGAGGAUACCUGCACCGCCCACCUCAGAUGAAAUGAGUUCUUCAAAUCUCCCAGAAUCUGUAGCACCUCCUAAUGAGUCGAAUCAACUGCUAGAACUUCUGAAAACUACGCAACCAGCUUCAUCAACCCACCAGGGUAAUCAUCGGGAUGUCUCUUCAAAUGCACGUCCUCCAUCCUCCACACAGGAGAAACCAGAAAAAGAAAAGCCGAAGCCGAAAGAGGACGAGGUAGGAACAGCAUCAGGUCCAGUAUCAGAUAUGCCUGUACUACUUCAGAAGCUUAUGAUUCAGGAGCAGCCAAAGCUGAUUUCAAAGGUGGGCUCAACUGUACUGACAUCAGAAGAUCUUGAAAAGGACUUGAUUCGUUCAGCAAAACCAAAGCACUGCCAAUUUCAGGAAAUGCUGACGUCAGGUUCGGCUGCUUCAUUAGCUGCACUAUCAAAUCGCUCAAUUCAUGGAAGCGAUGGGGAGGCAGACGCCAAUGAGGUUGAAUCGAUCGUAAGCAGUCGCGCUCCAAUAGACGAUUCGAUUUUCACAGUUGGUUCUGGUAACACCACUCCGCCAUUGAAUAAACUACAGUUUGCUGCUGCAUUGAUCCAUCUAAUGCAGACGGAUGACCACUUUCUGGCUCAGAUCCAUCAAGCCUAUGUGGAUGCUAUCAACAGAAGAAUUAGUAGAAACUGA